AUGGUUAAUUUUGCUCAAAUUCCUGCUUGGUAUUGGCAUUCCAUAGGCGUAUCUAAAUAUUGCAUUAAUAAUAGAGGUCCUCUUUUUCCGAAUUUAUGGGCUCUUUGGGGAAAUGAAUUAAUUGCAACUGUGAUUUUUGUGUCUGAUCAAUGCAUCGCUUUGGAGAUUUCUUGUUAUCAGUCUUCUGUUUAUAUUGCUGCCAUUUAUGCUAGUACAUACUAUGUGAAGCGUCGUCAGCUUUGGGCUGAUCUCACUUAUUUGCAAGGCUGUUUUCAGGGGCCGUGGCUUUAUAUGGGCGACUUCAAUGCUAUUUUAGGCGCUCAUGAGAAAAGGGGCAGGCGCCCUCCUCCUCCUUUAUCAUGUGAAGACUUUUUAAACUGGACAAAUGCUAAUAUUCUUAAUCACUUGCCGACUCUGGGUACUUUUUACACAUGGACUAAUGGUAGGUUUGGUGAUGAAAAUGUUGCUCUUCGUCUUGACAGGGCGGUUUGUAAUGAAGAAUGGAUCAAUUUUUGGCGUAGUUCUAAUUGUGCAGAUUUAGUCCGUCAUCAAUCUGACCAUCAUCCUAUUUUGCUUUCUCUUAUUUAUUCCACGGUGAUGCAUGCAUCUCCAUUUAAAUUUUUCAAAGCAUGGAUCUCUCAUGACGGUUGUAGGCAGCUGGUGUCUGACACUUGGUCGAAGGGUGUUCACGGUCAAGGAAUGGCUCGGUUACAGUCUAACUUAAAUAAUGUCAAAAAUGCUUUCAAAAUAUGGAAUCGUACAAUUUUUUGUGAUGUGGAUAGACAAGUGAAGCUUGCUAUGGAUGAAGUGAAUCGCAUCCAACAUUUAAUUGAUUCUGAAGGUUUUACUGACAAUCUUUAUUUACAGGAUUUAGAGGCUCAAUUGUCUUUGACAAAAGCUUUAAAUGUUCAGGAAGAAUUAUGGAAAGAAAAAGCGAGACACCAUCAGUUUCUUAGUGGUGACCACAACACUGCCUAUUUCCAUAAGGUCUCCAAAAUUCGAGCAGCGACAAAAUCUAUUUCUCUUUUACAGGAUGGUGAUAAUGUCAUAACUGAUCCCACUGCUAUAGAGUUGCAUAUUCUUUCUUAUUUUCAGGAAAUCUUUAGCAUGGAUAACAAUUGUGCUCAUAAUACUAUGGUGGAUGAAACCAUUCCUUCCCUAGUGUCUGUAGAGGAUAAUAAUAUGUUGUUGCGUACUCCUUCUCAUGAUGAAAUUAGGGAGGCGGUUUUUGCUCUUAAUGCUGAUGGUGCACCGGGUCCGGAUGGGUUUGGAGGACAUUUCUUUCAAACUUUUUGGGACAUUGUUGGUCUUGAUGUGGUUCAUUCUGUUCAUGAAUUUUUCCUAGGUGGUGAGCUGCCCCCUAACAUUAAUUCUAAUAUGAUUGUGUUGAUUCCAAAAAUUCCAGGUCCUAAGGCUAUGGGUAAUUACAGACCUAUUGCACUGGCAAACUUUAAGUUUAAAAUUGUUACUAAAAUUCUGGCAGAUAGACUUGCUAGCAUUACUUCUCGGAUUAUUUCUAUUGAGCAACCGGGUUUCGUCUAUGACCGUAACAUUUCUGAGUGUAUUAUUAUUGCAUCUGAGGCAAUCAAUUCCCUAGAAAAAAGACAGUAUGGGGGGAAUAUCGCUCUCAAGGUCGACAUUUCCAAGGCUUUUGACACUUUAGAUUGGAAUUUUUUGAUCAUGGUGCUGCAUAAUUUCGGGUUGAAGAGCAAUAUUCGGGAGCUUCUUAGUAUUUUUCAUAGAUACUCCGCGGUCUCAGGACAAAUAAUAAAUAAUGCAAAGAGUCAUUUCUUCACAGGAGCUAUGAAUGGUUCUCGGACACACAUGAUUGCUACUAUGUUAGGCUUCUCUUUGGGAGCAGUUCCUUUUCAAUACCUUGGCUGUCCCAUCUUUCAAGGUAAACCAAAGGUAACUCACUUUCGCAUAAUUACGGACAGAAUAAAAAGCAAAUUAGCUACUUGGAAGGGACGCAUUCUUUCAAUUAUGGGCAGGGUGCAGCUUGUAAAAUCUGUAAUUUAUGGCAUGCUUCUCUACUCUUUCCAUGUAUAUCUUUGGCCUAAAAGGCUGCUCCGGCUUCUUGAUUCAUGGAUAAAAAAAUUUAUUUGGAGUGGAGAUGUUCUAAUGAAAAAAGUUUGCACGGUUUCGUGGAAAGUCCUGUGUAGGCCGUGGGAUGAAGGUGGGUUAGACAUCAAACAUACGUGCUUGAUUAACGAGGCUUUAAUUCUGAAAUUAUCUUGGGAUUUAAUUGCACGGGAAACACAGUGGUCUAAUUUAUUCAAAAGAAGAUAUUUCUCAAACGGUCAGCCCUCCAUGCGCUAUUUUAAAUCCUCGGUUUGGUCGGGUAUUAAACUUCAUAUUGGCACGGUUAUGAGCAAUUCUUUGUGGAUUGUGGGAAAUGGAAACAAUAUUCAUUUUUGGACUGAUAAUUGGCUAGGUGUUCCUCUUGUGGAGUUGAUGAAUAUUAAUGUUGAUUUUCACGGACAUAUGAAAGGUAUGGUGUCGGAAGUUAUUGUUAAUGGAACCUGGAACAUACCUGCAGUUAUUUCAGAUUUUGGGGACAUUAAAGAGAGCCUAGAUGCUGUCGUCAUAUCUCGUACGCAACUCAGGGAUGUGCUGGUUUGGAAGCACUCUUUGGAUGGAGCCUUGAAUUCGAAGAUUUCUAGCUCUUUCAUGCGUCCUCCAUCACAGGUUCGGCCUUGGGCAGCCUCCAUCUGGCGGGCUGCUAUCCCUCCUUCGCACUCGUUCAUUUUUUGGAUACUUUUCCACAGGAAGAUGCCAACAGAUGAAAAUCUUCGAACUCGUAGCUGCAUUGUUGUCUCUGUUUGCAUUGCCUCUCGGCUUUGGGCAUGGAUUGGGGGGAAACUCAAUUGUGUUAUUGACUCCUCCUCUGUAGGAACUCUUCUUGAGUGUCCGCCAACUAGGUGUUCCUCCCAAGUGUCGGAUAUCUUCCUUGCGGCAAUUUUACACACUAUUCAUACUAUCUGGUGGGCUAGGAAUGCAGUGAGAUUUUCAGAUUUGAAUCCAACUAUUCAUGCAACCAAAAUACGUAUUCAUUCCUUUAUUGCUUUGUCUGGUAAUUUUUCAAAGGGUAAAUGCUUGCUGUUAGACUUCGCUUUCCUGGAUUCUUUUGCAGUUUCUCCUAAUUGUCAUAGUGUGAAGGACAUUAUUUUGGUGUUAUGGAAAGCUCCUUCCUCGCCUUGGUUGAAGACUGUUUUUUAUGCAGAAGUUUUUGGCAUCAUUCUGGCUAUUGAGUAUGCAGCUCAAAAAGGAUGGCGACAUAUUUGGCUUGAGAGUGACUCCACCAGUGCUCUUCUAAUUUUUUCGAAGCCGUCUCUAGUUCCUAUUUUGUUAUGGAAUCGUUGGCAUAAUGAUCAGGUUCUUGGAGUUCAGGAUGGAGGUGUCUCGGGGUGCCAACCUAGUUGGGAUGUCGAUGAUGCCGCUUGA
Messenger RNA from Medicago truncatula (barrel medic), 3444 nucleotides. RefSeq lists its product as uncharacterized. The transcript is spliced from 4 exons. The coding region runs from base 1 to 3444 and encodes 1147 amino acids. Gene Ontology annotation, molecular function: catalytic activity. The record is from RefSeq and is a predicted model, not a curated record. Lineage: Eukaryota; Viridiplantae; Streptophyta; Magnoliopsida; Fabales; Fabaceae.